This is a messenger RNA of Rana temporaria (common frog), 2968 nucleotides long. It is a transcript of the gene RDH10, whose product is annotated as retinol dehydrogenase 10. Gene Ontology annotation, molecular function: oxidoreductase activity, acting on the CH-OH group of donors, NAD or NADP as acceptor. The record is from RefSeq and is a predicted model, not a curated record. The transcript has 6 exons. Gene Ontology annotation, cellular component: lipid droplet. Bases 347 to 1369 code for a protein of 340 amino acids. Lineage: Eukaryota; Metazoa; Chordata; Amphibia; Anura; Ranidae.
CCCCCGUACGCCCCGCCCCCCUGUACGCUGAGUGUGUGCGGGAUGUAGCGGGCGGGGCUGUGCGGAGUCCCGGUGCCGGGUAUAUAGUGCGAUCCCGGGGCCACAACAUGCAGUGUACGGGCCCCCAUCUCUGCAGCCUCUAUCCCCGGGACAUCACUCCUCAUUGGUCAGACGGGAGGAGACGGUACUUCCCGGUAUACAGCACAGCGGACGGGACAUGGGUAGAGGGAGUGUGAGGAUCUCCGAGUACUGACUUCAAACCGACACCUACCGCUACUCGUCCUCUGACAACAGCCGGCACUUCUCCGACACCCACCUGUCCUCCGACACCCACCGCACCGGGACUAUGAACAUCGUACUGGAGUUCUUCCUCGUCACUUUCAAGGUCCUGUGGGCCUUCGUGGUGGCCGGAGCCAAGUGGCUGGUCCGACCCAAGGAGAAGAGUGUGACCGGCCAGGUGUGUCUGAUCACCGGUGCAGGGAGCGGCCUCGGGCGCCUCUUCGCUCUGGAGUUCGCCCGCCGCCGGGCACAGCUCGUCCUAUGGGACAUCAACACCGACAGCAACGAGGAGACGGCUGGCAUGGUCCGAAACAUCUACCGGGACCUCCAGGCUGAGGACGCCCUCAGGGCAGGAAAUCAUGUUGAGGAAGAGGUGCUGCCGAGCUCCAAUCUCCAGGUCUAUACAUACACUUGUGAUGUAGGCAAGCGAGAGAGCGUCUACGCCACGGCCGAAAAGGUGCGACGGGAAGUCGGCGAUGUCUUUCUGCUGCUCAAUAACGCCGGCGUGGUCUCCGGACACCAUCUCCUCGAGUGCCCAGAUGAACUCAUUGAAAGAACUAUGAUGGUUAAUUGCCAUGCGCACUUUUGGACCACAAAGGCAUUUCUUCCAAAAAUGAUGGACAUGAAUCAUGGGCACAUCGUUACUGUUGCCAGUUCGCUGGGGUUAUUUAGUACCGCAGGUGUAGAGGAUUACUGCGCUAGCAAGUUUGGCGCUGUGGGUUUCCACGAGUCGCUCAGCCACGAACUGAAAGCUGCAGACAAAGAUGGGAUUAAAACUACUUUGGUUUGUCCCUAUCUAGUGGACACAGGCAUGUUUCGAGGUUGCAGAAUCAGGAAAGAAAUCGAGCCUUUCCUCCCGCCCUUGAAACCAGAUUACUGUGUGAAGCAGGCCACGAGAGCCAUCCUUACAGACCAGCCGAUGAUCUGCACGCCUCGUCUCAUGUAUAUUGUCACCUGCAUGAAAAGCAUCCUGCCGUUUGAAGCCGUGGUCUGUAUGUACCGGUUCCUCGGAGCAGACAAGUGCAUGUACCCUUUCAUUGCUCAGCGGAAACAAGCCACAAACAACAAUGAAGCUAAAAAUGGAAUAUAAAUUUCCUUAAUUAUUUAGUGUAAAUUUUUUAUUUUUUUUUGUCUCGUGAUUAGACUGAUCUCUAUUGUUGAACAGUCAACACAUUUUAAGACUGAUUCAGAAAAGGCACUUGUGUGACAGAUUUACAUAUGGGACUACUUCCCCCUUUUUUUUUUUUUUUUUCCCUACACUACGUCUUUUCCUUAUACUCGUGGCUGGACUCUAAAACAAAAAUGAAGAAUCACGUAUUAAUUCACACACUGUAAACUUGCCAAGAGAUUUGAAAAUGUGACCAACUAAAGACCUACGAUGAGCUUAAAUGUAGCAAUAAACUGUUUCUGUAGAGCUACCAGUUUCUACAAAUGCUACACAUGUUACAUUAGCUUGCUUUAAAGAAAAGAGAGGAUCAAUAAAGCUGCAGAUCUAAAACCUUAGAACAAAUUAAGAUGUCUGUAUAGCAACCUGCUGCUUAACCGUAUAUUUUUUUUUUUUUCUAGUAACUUUUAAAGCAUACUUUUAAAGCACUGUGAGCUGGAUCUUUAUGCAAGCUGGAGCAAAGAAUUGUAGAGCAAAACCAAUGCAUUCGUCCAAAGCAGCCAAUCAUGUCUCGGCUUUCAUUUUGUUUAAGGAAAUUAAACCAGGAAUGUGGUUGCUCUGCGCAUUCUUUUUGUAAUAACUUUCCGCUGAUUUUCCAUGCCAACAGAAUUGGGAAAACCAAAAUAAACUUAUCCUUUUUAGAAGUCAGAUUCUCCCAUUCUGUUCUUGAAGAAUGUGUUUUCUGGCUCUAUCGUAAUGACAAAGGAAAAAUAAGCAACCAUUCAGAUGCCUGCUUCCAUCUCGACGACAAGGAGAAAAUGCAAUGUAUAAGAAAAGAGCUUAAUUUAUAGGCCUUGUAUACCUCGGUGUUAGCCUAGCCCGCAAAAUGAACGCUGUUACUAUAUUUCUUAUGUAUGUCCUAUGGUAACCCGUUGCCUACACCUUAAGGUGUCUGUGUAUGUUUUGAGCUUCAGUUAUUUUUAUAUAAAAUAUAUUUAUAACUGAUCAAGAACUUGGGGUAGUGCAAACUGGGGUUCAGAAUCUGUGGGUUUGUUUUAUAUGGUCAAUAUACCUUGGUGUGUGUAUAGUACUUGCCAUCCUAGCAUGUUUACCAGCUAACUUUAGUGGGUAUACAAAUCAAAGAAAAUUGCAAUUUCACUGUGAUUAUUUAUACCCACAAAACUUUGGCAGUCUUUUUAAAGUGGAUGUAAACUGCCCUAACAAAAUUUUGGGCCCCCCAGGAGCGGUUUGCAAUAACAUACCAGUGUCCAUCAUAUUGCCAUGUACGGCAGACUUGCAAUACAAGCAAUCCCCCUCCAUUGCAAGAAUUUGUCAUCUUCUGGGUUCUAAGUCUUCGGCCUCAUGGUUGGCCAGGAUGAUAUAACGCCCAAGCAUGCGUAUGGAAAUUAGUACAGCUGCACAGAAAUGUGCCCAGACAUUGUACACUGAGCUGCUUAUGCACAACUUUGGUACAAACACUGACAAGCAAUGAGAAGAAAUUAUGACAGAAGAGUCUCCUCUGCUAUAGAAACCCUACCUGUUGGUUGUCUCUUAAAAAAAUAAAUAAUAUGACUUCUGUGUUAA